Coregonus clupeaformis (lake whitefish) is the source of this 3450-nucleotide messenger RNA. Its product is annotated as E3 ubiquitin-protein ligase TRIM23. Gene Ontology annotation, molecular function: GTPase activity; GTP binding; zinc ion binding. Bases 76 to 1836 code for a protein of 586 amino acids. NCBI's taxonomy places the organism in Eukaryota, Metazoa, Chordata, Actinopteri, Salmoniformes, Salmonidae. Gene Ontology annotation, biological process: vesicle-mediated transport; intracellular protein transport. Gene Ontology annotation, cellular component: plasma membrane; lysosomal membrane; cytoplasm. The record is from RefSeq and is a predicted model, not a curated record. The transcript is spliced from 11 exons.
GUUGGCGGUCUACAGAUAUUCCGCAUAGGCAUUUUCGGAUUCACACUGACACCGUGGAAAUGGUUUAGUCCUAGGAUGGCGGCUGCUGUGGGUGUAAACAAGCAGGGGACCGCAGCAACGAUGGACGUCUGUGUUCGGCACGGCAGAGGGGCCACAGGCAACACGGUGAAGGUGUUGGAGUGUGGAGUGUGUGAGGAUGUCUUCUCUCUCCAAGGGGACAAGGUCCCCCGGCUGCUGCUCUGCGGUCACACGGUCUGCCAUGACUGUCUGACCCGGCUGCCCCUUCAUGGUAGAGCCGUCCGCUGCCCCUUCGACAGACAGGUCACUGAACUGGGGGACUCUGGUGUGUGGGGUCUGAAGAAGAACUUUGCUCUGCUGGAGCUUCUGGAGAGGCUGCAGAAUGGAGCGUCCAACCAGUUGGGCAUGGCAGAGGAUGCCCUCAAAGGCAUGGGAGAGAGUAUAAUCCGCUGUGACGAGGACGAGAGCCACACGGCGUCUAUGUACUGCACGGUGUGUGCCACCCACCUGUGUGCAGACUGCUCCCAGCUCAUCCACUCCACCCGCACCCUGGCCAAGCACCGGCGGGUGCCCCUGGCAGACAAGCCCCACGAGAAGACGCUGUGCCUGCAGCACCAGGUCCACGCCAUCGAGUUUGUCUGUCAGGAGGAGAUCUGCCAGCCUGGGCCACUCAUGUGCUGCGUGUGCAAAGAGUACGGCAAGCACCAGGGACAUAAGCAUGCAGUUCUGGAGGCAGAGGCCAAUCAGAUCCGUGCGUCCAUCCUGGACAUGGCCCACUGUAUCCGGACGUUCACAGAGGAGGUGUCUGAGUAUUCCAGGAAGCUGGUUGGGAUCGUACAGCAGAUCGAGGGAGGAGAACAGAUAGUGGAGGACAGCAUCGGCAUGGCACACACUGAACAUUCGUCUGUGGGUGUUCCCCAGGUCCCAGGCACGGCAGAGAGUGCACGGUCCUGCGUACGGGCUUACUUCGCUGACCUCCACGAGACGCUGUGCAGACAGGAGGAGAUGGCGCUCAGCGUAGUAGACGCCCACGUCCGAGAGAGACUCAUCUGGCUCCGGCAGCAGCAGGAGGACAUGACCAUCCUGCUUUCCCAGGUCUCCACUGCCUGCUUGCACUGUGAGAAGACACUACAGCAGGAUGACUGCAGGGUGGUUCUGGCCAAGCAGGAGAUCAACAGACUGUUGGAGACUCUGCAGAAACAGCAGCAGCAGUUCACUGAGCUGGCCGACCACAUACAGCUAGACGCUGGUAUCCCCGUCACAUUCACCAAGGACAACCGGGUCCACAUCGGUCCAAAGAUGGAGAUCAGGGUGGUGACCCUGGGACUGGAUGGUGCAGGGAAAACCACCAUCCUCUUCAAGCUGAAACAGGAUGAGUUUAUGCAACCAAUCCCUACCAUAGGUUUUAAUGUGGAAACAGUGGAGUAUAAGAAUCUCAAGUUCACCAUCUGGGACGUUGGUGGAAAACAUAAGCUACGACCUCUCUGGAAGCACUAUUACCUGAACACACAAGCCGUGGUGUUUGUGAUUGACAGCUGUCACAGAGACAGGCUGAUGGAGGCCCACAGUGAGCUGGCAAAACUGCUGACAGAGAAAGAGCUGAGAGACGCCCUGCUGCUCAUCUUCGCCAACAAACAGGAUGUCCCCGGGGCUGUUUCAGUGGAGGAGUUAACGGAGCUACUGAGCCUUCACAAGCUGUGCUGUGGGAGGAGCUGGCACAUCCAAGGCUGUGACGCCCGCAGCGGCACGGGGCUCCACGAGGGCCUGGACUGGCUGUCCCGACAGCUGGUGGCUGCAGGCGUACUGGACGUGGCCUAAACCUCCCGAUGACUGACGUCUGUUACCCAGUCUCACCCCUUAUCCUCUUACCCUAGAACUACCCCAUAACCCAUUGAUACCCUAGAGACCAGUUCCACUAUAUGCCUACCCCUGUCACACCUACCUAAACUUCUUACUUGAUGAUUGACUUAAAAAAAUAAAAAACGUAUCCUUUAAAAUAGACCCAGUCCUACCACAAUCCUAAAGACCAGCCCUACCACAGUCUCAUCCCAUAACAUUCACCCAGUUCCACUUCAGUCCUACCCCAAAUCCCACACCCUUCACCCCUAUACUCAGGCCCUAGUCCUAUCUUAUACCCAUCCAUACCCUACAUCCCGGACCCCAUAGCCUACAUCUCUGUUCUACCUACCACACCCACUGUUCCCACCCCUAACCUGUGGAUAAGCUUCUAACCCAUAGCCAGUGAAUCCAUCAUUAGUCCGAAUGCUUUGUGCUCUGCUCUGUCUUGGCUAAAAGGUGUGCUAAUAAACCAGGCCAGGUUAUAGGGAUUCCCUCAAGCUUACUAAACUAACCUGCUUAUAAGAAUACACAUUCCCAUAUCGCCUCAAUGAAGAUCGUACGAGGUGGUUAAUUUCAUGGCGAAACUCCGUUGUAGAUGUUUUUCCUUGGCUGACCAGUGUGCAGUUUGAUCUACUAGUCAAAGUUGAAAUAAUUGAGUAGAUAAAUCACUUAAGCCCUGACAAAGUGAAUAGGAUCUGUGUUCCUAUACUGUAUAUAUUAGCAAAUGUCUAACCAGUGCAUCCCUGUUCAGUCUUGUGCAAAAUAUAUGAAUAUAAGUUGGACAGCACAUGUUGACAACUGUCCUCCAUUUAACGUCUUCCUAAGGAGCUGAUGUAUUCUCUAAAACCAAACCUAAAGCAGUUAUUCACACCCUCUAAGACAUUUACACACAGGUCAAUUAUUUAGGUCAUUUUUUUUGUUCAGAGGACUAAGUGACUAUUCUACUCUUUAGGGCUUUAGACAAAUGUUUUAUUGAAACAAAUGGUCCAAUAUCCUGAAUUUGGCUUUAUGGCACUGCCUUCAUGUCAUGUCAUAAUAGGAAUUGAUGGUACCAUAUUAUGGAUAAGGUCUAGCAUUUAUUGGUGGGGGUCUUCGGUACCAAUGCACUUGACUGAUGAUUUUAUGUAAUGCUCCAUCAGGUCUUAAAAUGACACAGGUUUGGUUCAGCUACUAUUUACUUUGUUUAAAGUGUAUUUUACAUUAAAUAAUGCAGUUUACUGAAAUCUGUUUCAAUCAAUUUGAGUUGAUUGAAACAGACUUUGCUGAGAUAUUGUAGCUCUGGUGAGAAACAUCUGAGCGUUUUUAUAUUCUUGCCUCCUGUUUUGUGGAGUGUUUUUUGUGCAGAAUGCAUUGGUACAUCUGGGUUGUGUUCAGGAGGGUGCAACGUUGCAGAUACAUGUUUAGAGCUGACAUGAUUCCUUCAUUAAUUGACAGGAUGAUCUACACAAUAUUUAUCUGAAUGUUCCAUAAUGUUGUGCCCUACAGAAUGUGACCCUGGCUUCAUUUGAAACCAAAUGAAAAAUAAUAUCUGCUGUUGACUAUAGGACUCCAGGUUUGAAUUCUGUCAUUGCAAAAAUAAAUGCAAUUACAUCA